AUGAGGGACCACAACUAUGGGGCGCGCCCCCCGCCCACUCCCCCGGCCUCCCCUCCCCCCUCCAUGCUGAUCCGGCCGGGCGAGGGGCUGUUUGUGCCGGGGGGCCUGCAGGACGAGGCUUCCAGGGGCACCACACUCAGCACCUCGGAGGAUGGCAGCUACGGGGCCGACAUCACCCGCUGCAUCUGUGGCUUCACCCACGACGACGGCUACAUGAUCUGCUGCGACAAGUGCAGUGUGUGGCAGCACAUAGACUGCAUGGGGAUCGACAGGCAGCACAUUCCUGAGACGUACCUGUGUGAGCGCUGCCAGCCGCGCAUCCUGGACAGAGACCGUGCCAUCGUGCUGCAGACCCGCAAGAGGGAGAACAUGUCCGGUGAGUGGAGAGAUGGUGAGAUAUAUACCUACCUUUUCCAGUCCCUCCCAGUGCGCUGCAGUAAACAGCUCUCAGAUCAGAUGGCAGUGUGAUAAAGGCUGUGCAU
Messenger RNA from Salvelinus namaycush (lake trout), 482 nucleotides. RefSeq names its product inactive histone-lysine N-methyltransferase 2E-like. NCBI's taxonomy places the organism in Eukaryota, Metazoa, Chordata, Actinopteri, Salmoniformes, Salmonidae. The coding region runs from base 1 to 468 and encodes 155 amino acids. The record is from RefSeq and is a predicted model, not a curated record. The transcript has 3 exons.